Molecule: messenger RNA, 665 nt
Organism: Chara braunii
Lineage: Eukaryota; Viridiplantae; Streptophyta; Charophyceae; Charales; Characeae
Source: the annotation of a GenBank genome assembly
GUGAGAGUCUAAGUGGUGAGGAGUGGAACUGUCAUCCGGUUGUACGUCUAUCACCAUGGUGGACACGCGUAGCGGUACGAGUACCACCCCAUAUACGAAAGAGCAAGAAGAGAGUGUCGCCGCCAUAUUGAAAGAAAGAAAAGAGAAGAACGAGGCCAAGAAGAAUGCCCUAUUGGAAGCACAAGCGGCGAAGAAGAAGAAGCUUGAAGAAGAGAUGGAGAGGGUGAAGAGAGAAGAGGAGGAGAAGCUUAAAGAAGUGGAAGAAGAAGAAGAAGAAGAGGAGAUACCCCUGGUGAGGACAACGAGGAGAGGGGAAAGAGGGGAAUCCAGUGGGGUUAGCGAAGACGAAAAGAAACUAGAGAAGAUGGUGUCGGAGUGGGUGGCUAACUUAUCCCUAGGGAAAGAUGAAGAAGCGUUGAUGUACAUCCCUCAGGGCGAGAGGGAUGUUGUUGUGGCAGAGAUAAAGACCCUGGCUGAUCUGUUAGAGCAGCAGGCCCUGGAAGAGGAGAAAAGAAUGGAGUGGAAAUUGCGACUGAGGAGGCAGAGAAGGAGGCGCAUAGCGGCGGCUACUGAGUUAGAGAAGGAAUCGGCUGCCGCAGCAGAACAGCAUACGAAGGCGCUGGCAUAAGAGGACUUGCAGAAUAAGUUGGAUGCAAUCCCAAAGA